AUGGCAGCAGCGGAAACCAGCGCGCCAUCCCCUGCGACGAAUCCCGAGGAAACAUUUCACUGUGUUGCAUGUAAUCUUCCGGAUUCAAUAGCAGAUCUUGUACAAUGUGAUCAAUGCGACCAGUGGUGGCAUCAGUCUUGUGCGGGCGUCACCGCAUCCAUCAAAGAUAAGCCAUGGACAUGUCGAAACUGUCUUCCAGCAGAAUGCAGUAAAAGCGAUAUUUCUCAUGUCAGCUUACCAUCCAAGGGAAUACGUUUGAAGUUGGAGCAGCUGGCUGAAAAGCGCGCUCUUGAAAAAAAGGCACUCCAAAUUAAAUUGGAUGCAAUCCAGGCCGAACUGAAGAUGGUCGAUGAUAAAUAUAAGCUGUUGCAAGCCGCUGCCAACGAAUUGGAUGACAACGUUAGCGUUCGUAGUCGAGUAAGCAGAACCACCAGUUUUGAGCGAACCACCGAGUGGCUCGAUCAGAUUUCCGAUACAGAAAAUACGGCAGGCGGUCCUUAUCUUCCCGGGUCGGGAAUUAGCCCGACUGUCGAACUGAAUUCAACAACAACUGGUGUAGCUAAAAAGAAGCCAAUCGAGUCAACUCCGAGAGCAAUUCCAUCCCAGGUCAGGCAGAAGAAAAGGAAGGACCGUCAGCAGCAGAGGGCCGAGCCAAAACCGUUUUCCGAAGACGACCCGAACUUAUCAGAACAACAUUUGGAAGAGGAUGGCGUUCUGAAACUCCGUCCGAAACGCCAUCACCAACCAGCACUUUCGGUUCCAACAGUCCCCGUUGGUCGUUUUCGAGAGCCCGUAACAGAGACAACGGGUCUUCCGAGUCAUCAUCCGGCGGAUCCAGCGAAAGAUGUGAAUAACUUCAUCAGCAACGGACACUCAUCCAGAAUGCAAUCCAUGUAUGGUAAACCACUACCUCCUCCCCUCAUCCCCGAGAAUCAAGGUAAGCCCUUUGCCAAUAAUUGCCUAUCAAAUGACACAUUAUAUGAGCCUCAUGAGUCCCUGAUAAAACAGCUAGGGAGUUGCCCAAACGAAGGUUUAAACUUUAUGGAAAUUAUCGCGGAUUAUACGCCGACAACAGCUCAAUUAGCGGCACGCCAGGUCAUGUCUCGGGACCUUCCAACCUUUGAUGGGAACCCGGCUGACUGGCCCGUCUUCAUUAGCACGUUUACGACUACCACAUUAGCGUGUGGGUUCAAUCAAACGGAAAAUUUGAUACGCCUCCAGCGUGCCCUCAAAGGCGAUGCGUUACAGUCGGUACGCAGUCGCAUUCUUGUGCCCAAUUCAGUGCCGCGAAUAAUUGAUACCCUUCGUAAUUAUUAUGGUCGCCCUGAACAGUUAAUGAAAGUCCUUUUAGCCAAAAUAAAAUCUAUUCCCGCCCCAAAAUCAGACAAGCUUGAAACAUUGAUUCAUUACGGCAUGGCCGUUCAAAGCUUCUGUGACACUUUAGAUGCAGCCAAUCAAACCUCUAAUUUUUCGAAUCCGUCGUUGCUCGCCGAACUAGUGGACCGUUUGCCGAGUGAGUAUAAGAUGCAGUGGGGAUCUUAUAUUAAAAUUUAUCAAGAAGUUAACUUAAAACAUUUUGCGGAAUUCAUGUCUGAACUCAUGGAUUCAGCCAGGCGGGUCACUUCCUACACCGGAAAUUCGAACCGAAUGGAGGACCGGAGCAAACCAAAACGGGGAGCGCUUCACAUACACGCAGAAGACAAUCCAGAAGUGGAAACGGGAGAACGUAGGUGCAGUGUAUGCAGUCAAAACCACCGCCUUAAGGAGUGCGACAACUUCAAGCGUCUCAGCGUUGACGAACGAAUGCAGGUUGUGCAACGGGAGAAGCUGUGCCGAAACUGCUUAAAUUUUCAUGGAAAUCGUUCCUGUCGUGUAAAUGGGCAAUGUAACGUGGACGGUUGUAAGAUCCGCCACCACCCGCUUCUUCACCUCGUCCGUGGUCAGCAGAUCCAGCCUGUUUCCAGUGUUGCAACAAGUCAACCGUCGAAUUCAAACGAUCGUAGUCCACCUGUUUCUCCAUCUAACGCUGCUUACGACAAUCACGUCCAUCGUAGCUAUUCGCAACUGUGUCUCUUCCGAAUCGUACCGAUAGUUAUUUAUGGGAGUGAAAACCGUAAAAUAGAAUCCUUUGCUUUUCUGGAUGAUGGAUCUUCACUUACACUCGUAGAGGAGGACCUGAUCCGGGAGCUUGGAAUACAGGGAGAGCCGCAAACGCUCUGCCUUAGGUGGACAGGAAACAUGACACGCAUCGAAAAGGCCUCCAAGAUAGUGGAACUCAACAUUUCGGGGAUUAAUCGUUCUCGUUUCAAACUCCGGGACGUUCGUACUGUGAAAGCCUUAACACUUUCGCAACAAACUCUGAAUUAUCAAGAUUUAUCCGAUUCGUUCCCUCACCUACGAGGUCUUCCUAUCUCAAGUUACUACAACGUUGUACCCCGAAUCCUGAUUGGGCUGAAUAAUCUACGCUUGACGGUUCCGCUCUCUAUAAAAGAAGGUGGGCCAAAUGAACCCGUUGCCGCUAAUACCAGGUUGGGAUGGUGUGUCUACGGAGGAUCCACGGGAUCAUCGUUAUCUGUAAACAUACACAGCAACGGAUGCUCGUGCGAUGAGGCGCUGGACACAACUGUGCGCAAUUACUUUGCCUUGGAAGAUGUCGGAGUUUCUGGUUGCCCGCAGGUAGAAUCGGAAAGCGAUAAACGUUCUAAGCAGAUCCUGGAGGAAACUACAGUACGUCAGAAUAAUCGGUUUCAAACCGGACUUUUGUGGCGAUUCGACCACUAUGAGUUUCCCGAUAGUCGACGCAUGGCCGAGAAGCGGUACGAAUGCUUAGAACGAAAGUUGAAAAGAAAUCCAAAGAUGCUACAAAUCGUCAGUAAGCAGAUGCAGGAGUAUCAAGAAAAAGGAUACGCACGACUUGCUUCUAAAGAAGAGCUACAAAAGGCGGAUUCUCGAAAAGUGUGGUAUCUUCCAUUAAAUGUAGUGAUCAAUCCAAAAAAGCCAGACAAAAUUCGAAUGGUGUGGGACGCAGCCGCGACGGUCGGUGGCGUGUCUCUGAAUACCAUGUUGAUGAAAGGUCCAGAUCAGCUCAACAAAUUGCCAUGGGUGCUCUUUCGAUUCCGGCAAUUCGCAGUGGCAGUUUCGGGAGACAUAGCGGAAAUGUUCCACCAAAUACGGAUACGCCCGGAAGACCAGCAAGCACAAAGAUUCUUGUGGAGAACUGAUCCAUCUAAGGCACCUGACGUUUUUAUCAUGCAAGUAGCCACCUUCGGUGCUACAUGCUCUCCUGCAUCAGCACAUUUUGUGAAAAACAAAAAUGCAUUAGAAUACAGAGAUAUUUUUCCCCGAGCCGUAGAAGAAAUACUUGAGUGUCACUAUAUGGACGAUUACUUAGGCAGUUUUGGAAGUGAGGAAGAAACAGAAAAAAUUGCGAAGCAGGUUAGAACUGUACAUUCUUAUGGUGGAUUUAAUAUCCGUGGGUGGCGUUCGAACAGCCAGAAAGUUCUAGAAGGUAUGGGGGAAUCAACAAUUGCAGAUCCUAGAUCGUUGAAUCUGGAACACACCGACGUAGAAAGAGUGUUAGGUAUGCACUGGCUUCCGAGGGAGGAUUCCUUGGCGUAUUCCACGAGUUUUCAACCAGAAUUAAGUGAACUAAUAGCGAGCAAGCGACGUCCAACGAAGCGGCAGGUACUCAGAUGCCUUAUGAGCAUUUUCGAUCCGCUAGGUUUGUUAGCAGCCUUUGUGGUUCAGGGAAAGGUGUUACUUCAAGAUAUCUGGCGAGCUGGAACCCUGUGGGACGAGGAAAUCAAUGAUCGAGCUAACGGAAAAUGGACCACUUGGAUUGAACAAUUCCCUCUCAUUGCUGAACUUCGUAUUCCUAGGUGUUAUUACCUCGGUGCAAACAACAACACAUAUCGACACCUGGAACUUCAUUUAUUUGCAGAUGCUAGCGAAGAUGCAUACGCAGCAGUUGCCUACUUUCGCAUCCCGAAUCCAGCCGGCGGUUUCCGAAUCUCCCUUGUUGCAGCCAAGACGAAAGUAGCCCCUCUACGCCAUUGGUCGAUACCCCGUUUAGAGUUGCAGUCUGCAGUUUUAGCGGCGAGAUUAGGAACAUUUAUCAAAGCAGGUCAUAAACUUCGCAUCGAACGCACAGUAUUCUGGUCGGACUCAAGCACUGUUUUGGCGUGGAUACGCUCAGACCAUCGACGCUACUCGCAAUUUGUAGCCUGUCGAGUAUCGGAGAUAUUGUCAACAACCACCAUUGCAGACUGGCGAUGGGUACCUACGAAGCUGAAUGUAGCAGACCUGGCCACGAAAUGGGGACAAGGUGGUCAACUCGAUGUGAACGGUUCCUGGUUUCACGGUCCACUGUUCUUAACAAUGUCGGAAGAAAAUUGGCCGAUACAAAAAUCCAUCCAAACAACGGAUUUGGAACAAAAGACGUGCAACGUGCAUCUUAGUGUUUUCAUCCCCGAACCAAUGAUCGAUCCAACCAGAUUUUCUAGAUGGGAUCGUAUGAGGAGAGCAAUGGCAUAUAGUUUUCGCUUCGUCCACAACUGUCGAAACCCUCGAGCGAAAUCUAAUAGCUUCCAUCUCAAACAGGAAGAGUUACUGCGAGCUGAAAACUACUUGUUCCAAACCGCACAGUGGUCUGCCUUUGCAGAUGAAAUUUGUACAAUAAUGUGCCAUCGUCCGAAAGCAGAAGGGAUGCAUGUCCCUAUGGAUAAGAAAAGUAAACUCUACCAGCUGUCACCUUAUCUAGAUGAGAAUAACGUGCUACGCGUCGACGGACGCAUCGGCGCUGCUGCUAACGCGAGUGAAAAUUUGAAAUUUCCUGUAAUCCUACCUAAGAAACAUCCAAUAACCAACCUGUUUAUCGACUUCUACCACCGUAAAUAUCAACACGCCAACUUUGAGACAGUCGUCAAUGAGCUGCGUCAAGUCACACACAUUCCCCAGGCUCGGUCGCAGGUUAAGCAUAUAGUAAAACAGUGCCAAUAUUGUAAGGUGUACAAAGCACGACCACAAGUACCAAGAAUGGCCCCUCUACCUGCAGCUAGGCUCGCAUCUUACACGCGACCGUUCACUUACGUCGGUCUAGAUCUCUUCGGACCCAUUCUGGUCAAAGUGGGUAGAACAACAGUUAAACGAUGGAUCGCUCUCUUCACGUGCUUAACUGUUCGCGCCAUUCACGUGGAAGUAGUGUUUAGUCUGAGUACAGAGGCCUGUAUUAUGGCUAUUCGACGAUUCACAGGACGGCGAGGAUUCCCACAAGAGUUCUACUCAGACAACGGCACGAAUUUCCGUGGAGCAAACAAUGUGCUACAAGAGCAGGUUCGUAAAAUCGAAGAGGGUCUUGCAUCAACUUUCACUAACACUACCACAAAAUGGAUUUUUAUUCCUCCCGGCACACCUCAUAUGGGCGGCGCAUGGGAACGAAUGGUGCGCUCUGUGAAAACCGCAAUGGAAUCCAGCCUGGCAUCUGGGCGCAAGUUAGAUGAUGAAGGCCUCUGGACGUUGGCAGUAGAAUCUGAAAGUAUCGUGAAUUCUAGACCACUUACAUAUCUACCGUUGGAAGCAGAGGAAAGUGAAGCGCUCACCCCGAACCAUCUGCUGCUUGGAAGUUCCAGUGGUGUAAAGCAGCCUUCUAUUUUGCCACUAGACGAAGUGUUGGUGCUAAAAAAUUGUUGGAACAAGGUCCAACACCAAGCGGACAUGUUUUGGCGUCGAUGGGUCCGCGAAUAUCUACCGGAAUUGACUAUACGCACCAAAUGGCUAGGCGAAACAAGACCAAUAUGUGUUGGGGACUUAGUAAUCAUCGUUGACGAGGCAAAACGAAACGGUUGGGUGCGUGGCAAGAUUAAUGAAGUGAUCCAAGGGCAAGAUGGGCGUAUUCGAAAAGCAAUCGUUCAAACUCAUAGAGGGCUCAUUAGGCAAUCGGUGUCGAAAUUAGCAGUACUUGAUGUUGCUGCAAGAAGUAAUCCAAGAUCAGACUGA
Molecule: messenger RNA, 5994 nt
Organism: Uranotaenia lowii
Lineage: Eukaryota; Metazoa; Arthropoda; Insecta; Diptera; Culicidae
Exons: 1
Coding region: 1-5994 (1997 amino acids)
Biological process (GO): DNA integration
Molecular function (GO): nucleic acid binding
Source: RefSeq, a predicted model, not a curated record